This is a messenger RNA of Achroia grisella, 873 nucleotides long. Its product is annotated as transmembrane protein 50B. The transcript is spliced from 4 exons. Lineage: Eukaryota; Metazoa; Arthropoda; Insecta; Lepidoptera; Pyralidae. The coding region runs from base 109 to 582 and encodes 157 amino acids. Gene Ontology annotation, biological process: protein targeting to vacuole; late endosome to vacuole transport via multivesicular body sorting pathway. The record is from RefSeq and is a predicted model, not a curated record.
GUCACUAAUACUUGAUUACACAAACCUUGCACUUUUACUUUAUUUACAAAUUUUAAUUAUUUAGUUCAUGUUAAUUGCUGUAAAAUUUCACAAAUUUAAUUAUUCAAGAUGAACUGCUGUGAGAAUAUUUCUAUGCCGAGUUGUGUUUGGUUUGAGAGUGGAGAAAAACGUAAUAUCUUGGCAUCUAUAUUCGCUGGACUUUUGUUCUUCUCCGGUUGGUGGUUUAUCAUUGAUGCAGCAUCAGUGUACCGCGGCAACCUGCCAGAUGCCGCUCAUGUGUGUGGGGUGAUGGCCACACUCUCGCUGAUCAUGGUCAAUUCAGUAUCUAAUGCUCAGGUGCGCGGCGAGACAUACACAGGGGGCUGCAUGGGGCCCCGCGGGGCGCGGCUGUGGCUGUUCCUCGGGUUCGUGGUCGGAUUCGCCUCACUGAUCGCCUCCUGCUGGAUACUCUUUGCAAAUUACGUCCAUGCCGGCGGCAACAAAGCGUCAUGGCCUGGAGUGAGUUUGUUCCUGCAGAACGCCCUCAUCUUCGCCAGCUCCCUGGUCUACAAGUUUGGUCGCACCGAAGAUCUCUGGGGUUAAUCGCUCCAUUCACAAUCUCCUUAAAAUUCAGUCCAUUCUGUUUACAACAAUGUUUUUUAUACUACAUUAGCAGUAACACUCCUCAUAUACUCCCGAUGCCUCGACUAAUUUAAACGAGUAUCUAAAUUACGACGAUCUGAGCCGAGGUUCGAACUAACGGUGUCCUCAGGCAGCAGUUGGCCUUCAGCCUCUCCAUAAGUCCUUCCGCGGGUGUGUAGUGCCAUCUGCACUCGUCCCCUAUCGUCCGGUGAAGCUGUAAAGCCCAGCUGCGGCCAAAGCAUUAGAGUAAUC